AUGGAAGUCAAGAGGAAUGCUGCUAGUCUUUUUAUCUCCCAAACAAAAUAUGCUAUUGACUUGUUACAGAAAUUUGAUAUGGCUGGUGCAAAAGAGUGCUCUUCUCCUGUUCCUGUCAAUUCUACACUUAAAGCUGGUGAUGGUGAAUUGCUUUCUAAUCCAACUAUGUACAAGUCCUUGGUAAGUGCAUCAAAGUAUUUGACCUGGACUAGGCCUGAGAUUAGUUAUGCUAUUAACCAAGUAUGCCAGUUUAUUCAUUCUCCAACCUCAGAUCAUCUUAUAGCUGCUAAGAGAAUUUUAAGUUACAUAAAGGGAACCUUGGAUUAUGGUAUUCUUUUCAGUAAAGGAUUGUUGGCUGUACAUGGUUUCAGUGAUGAAGAUUGGGCUAGAGACCCUGAAACCAGGAAAAGCACUAGUGGAUAUUGUAUCUUUUUUGGUUCUAAUCCUGUUUCCUGGUCAAGCAAGAGACAGAGUACAGUUGCUAGGAGUUCAACUGAAGCAGAAUAUAGGAGCUUAGCUAACUCAGCUGCAGAAUUAAUGUGGAUAUGUCAGUUGUUGAAAGAUUUGGAAGUUGUUCAGGCCAAGAAUUUAUCAAUUCAGUAUAUUUGUACAGUGGAUCAGGUGGCUGAUAUAUUUACUAAAGAACUUGCUGGUCCCAGAUUUGGUUAUCUAUGCAACAAGUUGAUGGUUUUUCCUGCAGGCAACCUCAACUUGAGAGGGGGUAAUACAACAGUUAAUUCUCACGCACUUAAUUCUUUAACUAUUUCCAUAGUCAAUUAUUUUGUAGUUCCCAGUGGUGGUAAUCAAUAA
Molecule: messenger RNA, 810 nt
Organism: Papaver somniferum (opium poppy)
Lineage: Eukaryota; Viridiplantae; Streptophyta; Magnoliopsida; Ranunculales; Papaveraceae
Exons: 3
Coding region: 1-810 (269 amino acids)
Source: RefSeq, a predicted model, not a curated record